GAGAAAAAAAAAGAGACACACACACAAGACCCUGCAGCCGCUGCUCGGCGCACUUCCGGCCGCGCAGGCCCAUCUCAUCGGUCGCAACGUGAUUUAUUACUGGCGUUGCCUUGGGGGUUUCCUCGCUUCGAGAGCCGUUCUAUCUGGCGUCGCCUCGCCUCGUGUUUUGCCCCAGCGGUGCGACCGUCGUCCGUCCGUCCAUCUACCUCUGCCGCGGCCGUCUCCCGCCGCUCUCCUCCUCCGCCUCCUCCUCCUCAUCCGUCCAUCUCUGUACCUCCUCAUCGCAUCGUCCGCAUCGUCCGCAUCGUCCGUCGUCCGCCGCCAUGGCCGGCCUCACCAUCUGGCGGCACCUGCCCGGCAGGGCGCUGCUCUUCAUCAUCAACCUCGUCGCCGCCACGGCGCUCAUCUUUGAGGGCUACAACCAGGGCGUCUACGGCACCGUCAGCGCCACGCCCGGCUUCAUCGCCAUGGCCGGCAUAGGCCACGACGACGUCGUCACCGACUCGACCAAGCAGGGCGGCCUCGCCGCUGCCUACUACUUUGGCGCCAUGUGGGCGUGCUUUGUCGGCGGCUGGGUCGGCGACAAAAUCGGCCGCAAGCGCGGCACCCUCAUCGGCACCCUCUUCGGCAUCCUCGGCGCCGCCCUCCAGGCCGCGAGCCAAAACGCCAACAUGUUCAUCUGCGCGCGCGUCAUCGCCGGCAUCGGCAUCGGCUUCAUGAACGCCAUCAUCCUGCCCUGGGUCAGCGAGCUGUCGCGCUCCCACGACCGCGGCUCCAGCUUCUCGCUCGUCUUCGUCGCAAACUACCUCGGCAUCGUCAUCUCGUACUGGAUCAACUUUGGCAUCCGCGACACGGGCUUCGAGUUUCGCUGGCGCUUCCCCCUCGGCUGGAUGGUCAUUCCGCUGCUCAUUGUCGACGCCGCCAUUCCGUUUCUGCCCGAGUCGCCACGCUGGCUCAUCGCCAACGGCCGCCGCGGCGACGCCAUCGACAUCCUGUGCAAGCUCCGCGGCGACGUGUCGCCCGAGGACCCGCUCGUCAAGCGCGAGGUGGACGAGAUCGACGCCAUGGUCGAGGCCACGCACCAGCGCCGCAACAACCUCGUCAACAUCACGCUCGGCGGCCGCUACUCGGGCAAGCUGCACCUGGGCCGGCGCGCCCUCAUGGGCUUCGCGCUGCAGUGGAUCCAGCAGUGGUCCGGCAUCCUCGCCAUCGUCGGCUGGGCCGGCGUGCUCUUCAAGCUCGCCGGCUUCGACGCCUUCAAGUCGCUCUGGCUGUCGGGCCUCGUCAACACCGUCGGCGUCCCCGGCACCGCCGCCGCCGCCCUCGUCAUCGACCGCAUGGGCCGCGUCAAGAGCCUCCUCACCUCCUUCAUCAUCCAGGCCGUCUGCCUCUUCCUCGUCGCCGCCCUCAUCAAGACGAGCGAGGACGCCGCCGCCACGGACCCGGACAAGUCGUCGCGCCUCGGCACCGCCGCCGCCUCGUUUGUCUUCAUCUACACAUGGUUCUUCACCAUGUUCAACAUCAUCCCCGUGUGGAUCUACGGCACCGAAAUCUGGCCGCAGGAGAUCCGCGCCAAGGGCUACAGCUUCACCAUCUUCGGCUGGGCCACGGGCUGCGGCAUGACGCAGUUCCUCAUCCCCAUCAUGCUCGACAGGCUCGGCUACGGCACCUACCUCUUCUUCGGCGCCGUCAACUUCGUCGUCCUCCCCAUCAUCUGGCUCUUCUACCCCGAGGUCGCCGGUCGCUCCCUCGAGGAGGUCUCGCUGCUCUUCACCAGCGACAGCCCCCUCGUCGGCAAGAACAUGGCCGAGUACCGCCGCCGCAUCGACGAGGCCGGCGGGAACGUCGCCGUCGCCGCCCGCCGCCUGCUCGACGAGGUCGACGGCCGCGCCCACGCCACGGGCAGCACCGCCUCCAACGAGAGCGUGGGCAAGCGGGGGGGACACGUCGACGAGGAGCUCGUUCACUCAUGAGCAGGGUAUCCGUUACGUACAUCCCGCCGUUGCCUGUUGAAUGGAAAAAGAGUGCUCUGUUUCAACGUCCGACCCCGUGAUCAACUUGAAAGAGUGCUUCUUUUACCGUCCGAACCCUGUAAUGUAACCAAGCAUAAAAAGUGCUUUCCUUUUUUUUAAACCUUGUACAACCGUGGACCAAGGAUGAAACAUUGCUUCGUUUACCG
Molecule: messenger RNA, 2179 nt
Organism: Purpureocillium takamizusanense
Lineage: Eukaryota; Fungi; Ascomycota; Sordariomycetes; Hypocreales; Ophiocordycipitaceae
Exons: 6
Coding region: 324-1973 (549 amino acids)
Biological process (GO): carbohydrate transport; transmembrane transport
Cellular component (GO): membrane
Molecular function (GO): carbohydrate:proton symporter activity
Source: RefSeq, a predicted model, not a curated record